ACAAUAUUGAAGCUCUAUCUCCCUGCAGACUCCCAUGGCUUUCUCUCGAUCUCCGCCUCAGAACUCAUUUUCAUCCUUCUCUCCUUUCCCACAGACCUUGAGAAGAAACCCUCUUCACCAUUUGCCCAUUAGAGCUGUAAAAGCUGCUGCAGAACCAGAAAAGGAGAAACUGAAACAGGAAAAAACUCCCCAAGAGUCUAGUUCCAAUGCUCAACCUUCAAGUGCAAGCAAAGGCACAGCUACUCUUAAGCCUCCAAAGAAGCCCGUCUAUUCCAUGAAGAAGAGUCAGAUUGUGAGGGUGGACAAAGAAAAGUAUCUCAAUAGUGUUAAUUAUCUAUCAGUUGGACAUCCACCUUAUUACAAAGGGUUGGACUAUAUUUAUGAAGACCGUGGUGAGGUACUGGAUUUGCGCAUAUUUGAGACCGGAGAGUAUGCACUGAUUGCAUGGGUUGGGGUACCUACCGCACCAGCAUGGCUUCCAACAGACAUGCUCAUCAAGUCGGAGAAACUCGAUUAUGAGAGACUGUGAUGCAGGCAGGCAGACAGGGAACGCUUAAAAUGCAAGAGGACAAGGUAGUAAUGACUCAGUAAGUCAGUAAUGCUAAGAAAUACAUGAACAUCCAGCAUUUGAAAUCUUUCUUUUACUUCUGUAAAAAGUCAAUGUAAUGGAAUUAAAAGACCAAGAAAAAUAUGAUCAGUUCAACCACGAGAAUUAUUUCUCAUUCAUAUUACAAAUAUGUAUAAUUGAACAGCUGUGCCAUAUCCAUUUCAUAAUGAACGGGUUAUUAAUUC
Molecule: messenger RNA, 792 nt
Organism: Argentina anserina (silverweed cinquefoil)
Lineage: Eukaryota; Viridiplantae; Streptophyta; Magnoliopsida; Rosales; Rosaceae
Product: NAD(P)H-quinone oxidoreductase subunit O, chloroplastic
Exons: 6
Coding region: 35-529 (164 amino acids)
Cellular component (GO): plasma membrane
Molecular function (GO): oxidoreductase activity, acting on NAD(P)H, quinone or similar compound as acceptor
Source: RefSeq, a predicted model, not a curated record